AUGCACCCCUUGAUAGCAACCCACUGCGUGAGCUUCAUGGGCUGGCUAAGAGAUAGAUUUGCCCCGGUGCUGCCCAAAGACAUUCGCAAGUUGCUCCUUGAGCGGAUCGAAUUAGUUGACCAGGUGAUGCAGGAUCUGCUACCAGCGGAAAACUUAACAGUGGAAGAAGUCGUUGAAAUAUUUCAGCUGGAUUACGAUUCGGAUUUGAAUGUUUGGGAUUUGGAGCCAGAGGAUAUGUGGGAUAUGCCACUGUGCCUGGGCUCUCUUCUUUCUGAACUCAACUACGUCUCUUCGGGGCGUAAAAGCGAUGGACUUAUCCGAUGCCGCCUAAACCUCAUCCUCAUGACCUGUCUCGCAGCGGAGGAGCGACAUUUCAAUGGUCUGCCACCGGAUCCAGCUCUUACUGGUUGUCACCACGAACCACCUUCCCAACAAUCACCACCUGAAUCGUUUGCGAUACCACCUGAAACGGUGCGCUUGAGCAUGGAGAUACGCUUUAUGGAAGAAGUGUAUUACAAUAUGGGCGGGCGGUAUCUCUAUGGUUCAGCGGAUUUUGCGUUGUGGUAUGGACCUGUCGCAGAGAUGGCGACUAAUCUAGUCGUUGUGGCUGUCGGUGGGGAGCGUACAGCGACUCAGGGAGAGGGGAAGUGUUUGGCAAUUAUGAGUCUUAUUCAUCAGAAGAGAAAAGAGUAUGGGAAGAAAAUUUUCACCGUGUAUGGGUUAUGCAGUGAUGGCGUUGAGUUCAACUUUCUCAGGUUGGAUAGUGACUCCAAAUUGUCUAGAAUCGGUCCUGCGCUUGACUGGAGCUGGGGAAGAGCGUCUGAUAUCGUGUCCCUCAUUCGGUAUAUCAUGCGCACGGCGAUCCUGGCGACACCAACUUCCACGCCGAUGAGGAGUGAUUGUUCUAUGGAACUGGGGUAA
Molecule: messenger RNA, 921 nt
Organism: Paracoccidioides brasiliensis Pb18
Exons: 6
Coding region: 1-921 (306 amino acids)
Source: RefSeq, a predicted model, not a curated record